AUGACAAGCGCUGGCAUGGCAACAAUGAUGGGUGGUGCCCAGAUCGGCUUUGGGACAACAACCAUGGGGAUCGCUAGGUAUCCUAAAGCAAGGGCUAGGAGUAGAGACUAUCUCAGACACUCUAAUCUCACUCACAGGAGUUUGCAGGAGAUCAACUAUCUCACCUCCAACCCCGUCCUCAAUCCACUCUCACAACAAUCUGCAUUAAUCCCCGGGAUCAAAUGGCCGCAUAAGAUCUUGAUCAAAACUAAAGCCGCUCAACAAGGCGGACCAAACCAUCCCAACUAA
Puccinia graminis f. sp. tritici CRL 75-36-700-3 is the source of this 288-nucleotide messenger RNA. RefSeq lists its product as uncharacterized. NCBI's taxonomy places the organism in Eukaryota, Fungi, Basidiomycota, Pucciniomycetes, Pucciniales, Pucciniaceae. The record is from RefSeq and is a predicted model, not a curated record. The coding region runs from base 1 to 288 and encodes 95 amino acids. The transcript is spliced from 2 exons.